Messenger RNA from Haemonchus placei, 285 nucleotides. The record is from the annotation of a GenBank genome assembly. Lineage: Eukaryota; Metazoa; Nematoda; Chromadorea; Rhabditida; Trichostrongylidae.
AUGGAUGUGGUAGGAUUGAUUUCUGGUGGAAAAGACAGUUGCUACAAUAUGAUGUGCGCCACGGAAGCUGGUAACCGCAUUGUCGCCUUGGCAAAUCUGCAUCCGGGAGAUCGUGGUGAGCUCGACUCCUAUAUGUAUCAAAGUGUUGGUAGCGAAGGGAUUGAGAUGAUAUCGAUUGCAAUGGAUUUACCGUUGUACAGAAGAGAAAUCAAAGGCACCCCGAUAAAUCAGGAGUAUGAAUACAGGGUAUGUUUAUUUUGUGGAAAUUUUGUUUACUUCAAAUGA